Messenger RNA from Letharia lupina, 747 nucleotides. RefSeq lists its product as uncharacterized. Bases 1 to 747 code for a protein of 248 amino acids. The record is from RefSeq and is a predicted model, not a curated record. Gene Ontology annotation, biological process: carbohydrate catabolic process. Gene Ontology annotation, molecular function: cutinase activity. Gene Ontology annotation, cellular component: extracellular region. Lineage: Eukaryota; Fungi; Ascomycota; Lecanoromycetes; Lecanorales; Parmeliaceae. The transcript is spliced from 2 exons.
AUGAGAUACAGUACGCUACUGUCCUUUGCCUUCGCCCCCAGGACUCUGGCUUCCCCAGCCCCUGAUCCUGUCCAAGUCCGGGCUGCUUCACUAACUUAUACCCUUACCAGCGGCUUCACCGGCCUCCACACUUCGGUGGCUCCACCUUCCUGCCUCGGAAUCACCAACGGCACUACAGACAACGACUUGAUCAACGGCGUCUGCAAGAACCUGACCCUCGUUUUCGCUCGCGGCACCACCGAAAAAGGCAACAUUGGCGAUAUCGUCGGCCCUCCUUUUGUCCAUGCUCUCGUUAGCAUGCUCGGCGAAGCUCAAGUAGCCGUCCAGGGGGUCAAUAAUUAUCCCGCCGACGUCCAGGACUUUCUCGCUGGGGGAAGCGUCACUGGAAGUCAUGACAUGGCCGCGUUGAUUGCUCAGACAGUGACGCAGUGUCCGGGAACGAAGUUGUGUGUGUCAGGGUACAGCCAGGGAGCUCAGAUUGCUCACAAUGCUGCGAAAUUGAUCUCCCCGGCUCAGACGAGCUUCAUCAACUCGGUUGUGCUUUUCGGUGACCCUGAUGACGGUGAGGCGUUUGGCAAGGUGUCUGCGAGCAAUAUUUCUACAGAUUGCCAUAUAGGUGACGAUAUCUGUCUACACGGAGAUUGGAUUCUGGUUCCGCACUUGGAUCAUUGUCUGGACGCGGACACUGAGGCCAGCUUUGUGGUUCAGAAAUCAGGGCUGAAGACUGUCGGUGGAGCUGCUUCCUAA